This is a messenger RNA of Fundulus heteroclitus (mummichog), 904 nucleotides long. RefSeq names its product calcium binding protein 5b (gene cabp5b). Lineage: Eukaryota; Metazoa; Chordata; Actinopteri; Cyprinodontiformes; Fundulidae. The transcript has 6 exons. The record is from RefSeq and is a predicted model, not a curated record. The coding region runs from base 186 to 701 and encodes 171 amino acids. Gene Ontology annotation, molecular function: calcium ion binding.
ACGAGACGUCACCGCUCAUCGCUGCAGAGACCAGUUCACCACUGCUGGGCUCAUACGCAGAAAGAUCCUCGUGCUCGUCAAGGAUACUUGUAGAUGUAGGCAGGUGGAAUGUGAGGCAGGAAAUUCUAUUUUUAUUUUUACCAAGCUAUAGCUAUUAAACAACGAUUUAGACUGAGUGUCCCAUCAUGAGUGUUAAGCAGCCCUGCAUCUUUCUCAGAGGAGGAGGAAAGCGGAGACAAACAAGAAACCUUACACCAGAUGAGCUUGAAGAGCUACGUGAGGCUUUUGUAGAGUUUGAUAAAGACAAGGAUGGCUUCAUUACCUGCAAAGACCUGGGGAACCUGAUGAGAACCAUGGGCUACAUGCCGACUGAGAUGGAGCUGAUCGAACUGAGCCAAAACAUUAACAUGAACUUGGGGGGACGGGUGGACUUUGAAGAUUUUGUAGGUCUGAUGACCCCCAAGCUUCUGGAUGAGACUGCCGGGAUGAUCGGGCUGAAAGAACUCAGAGAUGCUUUCAGGGAGUUUGACAUAGACGGUGAUGGCACUAUCACGUCUGAAGAGCUGAGAUUUGCUAUGAUAAAGCUUUUAGGGGAACAGGCGAGUAAGAAAGAAAUAGAGGAAGUGGUCAAAGACGUAGACAACAACGGAGAUGGAAAAGUUGACUUUGAGGAGUUUGUGAUAAUGAUGUCAAAGAAAUGAGGACAACAAAAUGAAGACAGAAGAGGAUCCUACAUUGUUUUCAAUUGUUAAAUUAUAAUUUUUGGAAAUAAUCUUACUUUCUACUUACAUUAGCAUUACCGGUAUGUUCGCUGAUUUUGUAACAAUUUCUUUGUUAAAAUAUGAUUGGUAUACAUUUUCAGGAGCCGUUAUUAAAAAUAAUAAUAAUAAAAAAGAAAAAAUGG